Messenger RNA from Caenorhabditis remanei, 342 nucleotides. RefSeq lists its product as uncharacterized. The coding region runs from base 1 to 342 and encodes 113 amino acids. The transcript has a single exon. Lineage: Eukaryota; Metazoa; Nematoda; Chromadorea; Rhabditida; Rhabditidae. The record is from RefSeq and is a predicted model, not a curated record.
AUGACACUGAGAUGCGAGAGACAGAGAUGGUGCCGGACAGAGCAAUGCACUGUACGAGAGUUGAUACUGCCUCGUGGAGACGCAGAUGGUAAAGACCAUAAAUACAUGGAACGGCAGGCGGUUGGUUUCUCUGGCAGAACAAUGCGAUCGAAAGGAAAAGAAGAGGAAAGGCCGUUGAAGAGGAAAACGGAUGAGGGUCAAUGUGAGAGGGAUAUGGCGCACGGAACAACAACAACAUCAUCGCAUACCGUUCAUUCGUCGCACAUUAACCCGAUGUAUGCUCGUGUCUGUUUUCGCGGAGAAACCGAUAAGAAAAGGAGAGGAAAGGAGGGAAGAAAUUAA